UAUUCAUUCUCUGGGUAGACACAAAACGAAGCAGUAGGGAACAGAAAUGUUUAUAAACAUUUAUGUAACAUAGUUCUGAAAAAAGAAUUAUUAAUAAUUUAAGCAUCAAUAUGCUAUUUAAUGUAAUGCAACGAAAACUGUGCCACUUAAGGUGCAGUCAUUUUGUCAGUGUUUCAAAAACAUUUAUGAGACAAACAAAAAGUUCAAAAUGGUCCUUAAAAAGUGAUGGAAAUAUAAAUGAAGUAUCAGAAGUAGUAACAUCUAAAUUAAGUCCAAAAUGUCUUAUAAAGCCAUUUAUAUUCACAGUUACUUUUAGUGGCUGUUGUUUUGUUGCUUGUACUUUUUGGCAAUAUGAAGAAAUGAGGAUAUAUGCCCAGAAUAUGUUCAGUAAUCAUAUGCAUCCAUUUAGAUCUCGUAGCUCAGAAUAUAAACGUUCUGAAUUUCGAAGACAGAUAAAUGCAUGGUGGAAUGCACAGAGUGAAGGUGAAAAGGUUGCCUUAACUAUAUUUGGAAUUAAUUUAUGUGUGUUUUUACUCUGGAGAAUUCCAGUUUUCCAGCCAUUUAUGAUGAAGUAUUUUUGUGCCUCUCCUGCUCUAAGGGGAUCCUGCCUGCCAAUGUUUUUAUCAACAUUCAGCCACUACUCCUUUUUUCAUUUGGCAGUGAACAUGUAUGUUUUGUACAGUUUUUCAAAUGGAGCUGUUGGAUUUUUUGGCAAAGAGCAGUUUGUUGCUAUGUACUGCAGUGCAGGUGUAAUAUCAUCAUUUGCUAGCUAUGUGUUCAAAGUUGCAUCUGGAAGAUUGGUUACAUCCUUAGGAGCUUCAGGUGCUCUCAUGGCCAUUCUGUCAUCAAUAUGUGUUCAGUUUCCAGAAACUCCACUACAAAUAAUUUUCCUCCCUUUUUUCACUUUCACAGCUAGCAAUGCAAUAAAAGCUAUUAUGGCACUUGAUUUUGUUGGCCUUAUAGCAAAAUGGAGACUGUUUGAUCAUGCAGCUCAUUUAGGAGGAGCUAUUUAUGGAAUCUUGUACUUAAACUAUGGCACCAAGUACAUAUGGAAUAAUAGGGAACCUCUAUUUUCUUUUUACCACAGAUUGAGAGAAAAGAAAGAAUAAUUAUAUAGAAAAAGUUGAUCAUUGAACUGGAUAUGCCAUUAUUUCUUCAAAAUGAUCAUAAAAACAAGGACAGGUAAUUUCUUGAAGUAUAAGCGUUUACUGUUGUGAUGAGGAUAUUAUAGGUUUUCUGAGAAAUUUAUUUGUAUUUUGUUCAUAUUUUGUAUAAAAAUUGAAAAAAAUAAAUUAAUCUCAAUUUUUAAUUGAUUAGUAAACAUAAUGCAAGGGAUUUAAUUAGUGAUUCCAUAGUUCUAUGGUAAAUACUAGUGAUUUAACAAAUCCUGCCUUAUAAUUGACUCUCAUGUUCUUUUCUCUUCUGUAGAGUUGAUUCCAAAAUUAAUUUUAUACAUUGCAGAAAUGCAUCAUAUAAGUAUGAAUUGUUCUUAUUGAGAAAAUUUUCAUUGAGUAAAAUAAAAAUAGACAAUGACAUUAUUAGUUAAUUUACUAUUCUAUGACCAUAUCUUUUGAAAUCUGACAAAAAAGAAUUAUUCUAUUAUAAUGUA
This is a messenger RNA of Argiope bruennichi, 1609 nucleotides long. It is a transcript of the gene rho-7, whose product is annotated as presenilins-associated rhomboid-like protein, mitochondrial. The coding region runs from base 111 to 1109 and encodes 332 amino acids. Lineage: Eukaryota; Metazoa; Arthropoda; Arachnida; Araneae; Araneidae. Gene Ontology annotation, molecular function: serine-type endopeptidase activity. Gene Ontology annotation, cellular component: membrane. The transcript has 10 exons. The record is from RefSeq and is a predicted model, not a curated record.